Messenger RNA from Suillus paluster, 1700 nucleotides. RefSeq names its product cyclophilin-like domain-containing protein. Gene Ontology annotation, cellular component: catalytic step 2 spliceosome. Gene Ontology annotation, molecular function: peptidyl-prolyl cis-trans isomerase activity. Gene Ontology annotation, biological process: protein peptidyl-prolyl isomerization; protein folding. The transcript has 13 exons. NCBI's taxonomy places the organism in Eukaryota, Fungi, Basidiomycota, Agaricomycetes, Boletales, Suillaceae. The record is from RefSeq and is a predicted model, not a curated record. Bases 50 to 1492 code for a protein of 480 amino acids.
GUCCGGUACUAGCUGCACGACUCUCAGUUGACCUUCCUUGCAAGCAGUCAUGGCGCUCCCAACAAACGGACGAGUGGUAAUUGACACGACUGCAGGCGAAAUAGAUAUCGAACUUUGGUCAAAGGAAACACCAAAAACAUGCCGGAACUUCAUCGCGCUCGCACUCGAAGGUUAUUAUGAUGGCGUCAUCUUUCAUAGAAUCGUACCGGGUUUCCUAGUCCAAACCGGUGAUAAAACAGGGACGGGCGGAGGCGGGGAGUCAUUCUAUGGAGAACCAUUCGAGGACGAAAUUCACCCGCGAUUGCGGUAUGCUCACCGUGGGCUUGUCGCUAUGGCCAACAAUGGAACUAAGAAUUCUAACGACUCGCAGUUCUUCAUUACCCUCGACAGAGCGGAUGAACUACACGGCAAACAUACGUUGUUUGGGAGGGUAAUGGGAGACACCGUGUACAACGUCAUGAAAAUCGGAGAGAUGGAAAUUGGUGAAAAUGACCGACCCGUGUAUCCUCCCAAAAUCAAGUCGAUAACAAUAGUCGACAAUCCAUUCCCAGACAUCAUACCCCGAAUCACUGCUGCCGAAAAGCGUGCCCAGCAGCGAGCACGAGAAGCUGGUCAACGAGAACGAGAAGAGGCAGAACGUCGGAGAGGUGCUAAAAAGGAUGUAAAACUUCUGAGCUUCGGCGGAGAUCAGGAUGACGAAACGGAACCCGUGGCCUUCAAGAAGAAAAAUAUUGCACGGCCAGACUUGAUCGAAAAUCCCGACGCCACGGGGAUUCCGAUGCCAGAAUCUCUGCUCGGACCUCCGAAGAAAUCUAAAGAACCACCUCGGGAACGUGCACCUGAGAAGGAAUCAUCACUAAAGCACGAAAAGCCUUCAAAGAGCAGCAAAUCCGAGGAUGCAGACAAAGACAUCAAGAAAAUCCGCGAAACCCACGCGAAAGAGAAGGCUUCUGGAAGUGAUGCCCGACGUGCUGAAAUCGAGCAGAUGGAGGGUGAGAUCCGUAGACUGACGCGCAAACGAGAAGGUGGUGAGGACAGUGACGAGGAAGCUGCGCGAAAGAAAACUAAGCAGACGAAAUCCUAUCUCGAGGAAGGACUUGCCAAGUACUCCAAAGGGCGUGGAUUGCAGAAGAAAGGGAAGGGCAAGAAAGACGAGGGUGAUGUAUUAGCUGCCUUGAACAGCUUCAGGGGAUUGUUACAGUCAAACGCGAAUGUGGAGAUGGAGGAUGCUCAAGAGGAGGGCGAUCGUGCGGACGACAGUGGCGGUGGAGCCGUUCCUGGUGGUGAGGAUCCGGGUAUAGAAGUGGACGACGACCGCGGAUUUAUUGGCCAUGCUCUGCACUUCCCGAAGGACGAUGGGGAGGAAACGAAGAAGGCUGAGAGAGAUUACGAGGUUAUCGAUCCUCGUCAACGCGGUGCGAGAGCACGGGAAGAGGAGCGGGAGAGAAAACGAACUGCGAUGAAGGAAAAGAACGGACGCGGUCGUCGGUGAUAUCCUGUUCUUUGCAGCUUCCUUUGUGCUUGCCCGAGAGUUAGUAAUGAUAUGAAACGAGCUGCUAGUGAUUUAUGUCUCAAGGCUUAGCGCUGAGAUUCUGUGUAGUUUUCGCUUGGUCGACCUAAGUAUUAAACCAAGGACAGGUCACAGUUAUAUCCUUGACUUCGUCUACUCGUGUCAAUAUCAACAAUGUUUUCACAGUCGG